AUGAAACUAUCAGUUGCUGUACUAUCAUCAAUCCUGCUUGUUUGUUCAGUUACUAUCGCCAAUCCAGUUGUUCCCAGUACGACUGCAAGUACAGACCAUGUCUCUUUGACAGCUGCUCCCAGUUCAACUACAAGUACCGAGUCUAACCCUUCUGCAACUCCUAUUACAGACGGUGUAAACUUGGAUGGUCUUGUUUCACUUUCAGUUGACAUGAAGAGCUUGCUCAAAAAAAUCGUAAAAAAACAGCAUGUUUAUACUCAACAAAAAAUUAUAUGCGAAGCAACAGAGAUUAAAUCUUAUAAGCAGCAGAAAGAAGUCAAACUUCAGGAAAUAAAAGUUGAAAAGUCCAAAAAUGCACUUUUGAAAAACAAUGGCGAUCUAAGAUACAAUGUUAAACUUCAGGAGGUUGAGCGUAAUCUUCGAAACGGAAAUUCCAAACUUGCCAAGCUUGAAAAAUCAGAAAAGGAGUGCAAUAUUCACUGUAAUCGCUUUCUUUAUGAACUGAAUCUCCUACGAGAGGAACUCCUAAAGUAUCUUUUCGGAGACCUUUGGAAUUCCCGACCACUUGAUGAGCUACUUUCGCGUAUCGACUCACAUCCUGUCGUUAGGGAAUAUCUUCAAGGACUAUGUGUCGGUAAAUCAUCAAAAUGCAAAAAUAGCUUUGGUCAAGAUUCUGGUGCUAAACAAACCCCACAACAAGAGCAACAACAAAUCACACAAGAAUUACCAGUAAUGCCGCCUGAAUCUCGUUCCUUUGGGCAAAGAGCUUCCUCUGGUAUACGUGAGGGUUUCUCCAGACUUGGUGGUAGGCUUAGAUCGCUUGUCAAUCGAAUCAGGCGUAUCAAUUAA
This is a messenger RNA of Batrachochytrium dendrobatidis JAM81, 849 nucleotides long. RefSeq lists its product as uncharacterized. The transcript has a single exon. NCBI's taxonomy places the organism in Eukaryota, Fungi, Chytridiomycota, Chytridiomycetes, Rhizophydiales. Bases 1 to 849 code for a protein of 282 amino acids. The record is from RefSeq and is a predicted model, not a curated record.